Messenger RNA from Chinchilla lanigera (long-tailed chinchilla), 3295 nucleotides. RefSeq names its product family with sequence similarity 3, member C (gene Fam3c). The record is from RefSeq and is a predicted model, not a curated record. The transcript is spliced from 10 exons. Bases 280 to 963 code for a protein of 227 amino acids. NCBI's taxonomy places the organism in Eukaryota, Metazoa, Chordata, Mammalia, Rodentia, Chinchillidae.
CACCCGGGACGUCCGCCCGGCGGGAGCCGUCCUGGAGGCGGGCGGGGGCUCGGGCCCUGCCUUGCGGAGUCCGUGUCCCCCGGCUCGCGCGGCGCUGGUUUUCAGGCUGUGCUCGGCCGCGGCGCCCGCGCUCUGCCGAGGACGGUGCGAGCUCCGCGCUGCGGUUUCCCGGCGCGGUCUCCGUGCGGUCUCCAUCGCCGCCGCUGUCUCGUGGAAGAAACCUGUCUUCGCGCUUAGGAGCUUAUUUAAUGAAAAGUGCCAUAGACUGAAAAACCAAACAUGAGGGUAGCAGGAGCUGCAAAGUUGGUAGUAGCUGUGGCAGUAUUUUUACUGACAUUUUAUGUUAUUUCUCAAGUAUUUGAAAUAAAAAUGGAUGCAAGUUUAGGAAAUCUAUUUGCAAGGUCAGCAUUGGACCCAGCUACACGUUCUACAAAACCUCCCAGAUACAAAUGUGGGAUCUCGAAAGCUUGCCCCGAGAAACAUUUUGCUUUUAAAAUGGCAAGUGGAGCAGCCAAUGUGGUGGGCCCCAAAAUCUGCCUGGAAGACAAUGUGUUGAUGAGUGGUGUUAAGAAUAAUGUUGGAAGAGGGAUCAAUGUUGCCUUGGCAAAUGGCAAAACAGGAGAAGUUUUAGACACUAAAUAUUUUGACAUGUGGGGAGGAGAUGUGGCACCAUUUAUUGAGUUUCUGAAGGGAAUACAGGAUGGAACAAUCGUCUUAAUGGGGACCUAUGAUGAUGGAGCAACCAAAUUGAAUGAUGAAGCACGGCGGCUCAUCGCUGAAUUGGGAAGCACAUCUAUUACGAAUCUUGGUUUUAGAGACAACUGGGUCUUCUGUGGUGGGAAGGGCAUUAAGACCAAAAGCCCCUUUGAACAGCACAUAAAGAACAAUAAGGACACUAACAAAUACGAAGGAUGGCCCGAGGUUGUAGAGAUGGAAGGGUGCAUCCCCCAGAAGCAAGACUGAUGGCCGCGCACUUUCACUGUCAGUGGGAGAGCUAUCAAGAGGAAGCCACAUGUAAAUAUUUUAAUAGCAUGCAGCCAUCUUGGUGUGUGCAUGAACAUUCUCUUUUGAUAUCAGGAUUAUUUAUUGCUAACGUAAAUAGCUAUGGUUGUAAAUAGUCCUCACAAUGAGCAAAUCACAACCAUUUUUAAGUAUAUUUGCCUAAGAGUACAAUGUUUAGACUGCUACGGUAAUAACAUACUUUAAUUCUAAAAGUAUAAUCAGUGGCUAACUGAAGAGACUGUGAAAAUGUUGAUAUAUAUACUGAUCGUUGUGCAAAUCUAUCGUGAGGAGAGAAGAUUUUGUUUAUAUAGAGUGACAUAUAUCUGGCCUUGUGAUUAUAGUAUCUUUUAAAUUAAAGAAAGAUUUGACUAGUUGUAUGUGUAAUAUUACCUUACAGUCUGAUUCCUUAUGUACCUCUUUUCUUAGUCUUUAUUUUUCCUUCCCAAAAAAAGCAAGAAAUAAAAUAUUUGAUAUGAAAAAUUUCAGAUUUGUGAAAAGCACAACAAAUUCUUCUUUUAAUGCACACAGUAAAAAGUCAAUAUGUAAUUGAAGAUGACAUUCAGGACCAUAGUCUGGAUUUUGUGUUAGCAGUGUGAAUAACUUGACAUUGUAUAAGCAGUUUAGAGUGAGGCUGGAGGUAGGAACUUCACAUAGCUGAGGAAUCAUGCCAGGCCCCUCCUCAACCUAAUUAGCUCAUGCAGGCCAGCUAAGGCAGUGUACUUAAAGCAAUGCAGGCAUAUAUUUGCCUUACUUAUUAUCAGCAUUGACCAGUUGACCAAGUGAUUUGAGAAAGGGCACACCGUAGUAUAAUUGUUACGAUUUAGAAACCAAGAAAUCCUGUGUUUACUUCAUGUAACUUCAUAAUGAUAAUCGUUGCCCAGAGCUACAGCGGCACACUCUACUUAGUAAAAGUCCUAGUUACUGAGUAGACUAAUGAUACUUUAAAAAUAAUUUUAUUUGACCCAAAAUGACUUCGUGCCCAAUUCUACAUGAAAAUAUAGGCAGUCUUUUCAAAUGGUUACUAAAUGAUUCAGUUUUAUUUUAAUUGCUUUAGGGCAUUAAAUAUCGGGUAUGGAGUUCCUUACACUGGAGCACAAGCACAUUUGAUGAUCAAACUGUCUUGCACAGUGUAAGGCAGCCCUGAAAUUUGAAUUUAAAUUUUAGAUGGCUUAUAUAAAAAACUCAAAGGAGUAUUUGUUAUUUCCUGUAAGUUGAAAGUUACUUGGAUAUUUCUUAAAUAUUAAUAAAUCUGGGGGUACUCUUUCUUUCCUCAAACUGAAUGUAAUUCAUAAGUCAGUGCACCUUAUAUGUUUAAACAAUUCUUUAUAAACUUUAGAUUUUUGGUGCUUAUAUACUAAAUUACAUCCAACAUGUAUAUUUUGACAUUUAAAAUACUUCCCUCAAUUCUGUAAAUUAAAAGAAUAGCUAUUUCACAGUUCUGGGGAUUGUAAAAUAAACGUUGCUGUUUUUUUUUAAUGAUGAAAAUAAAUACUGGUUUUUUACAUUGUCAAUUUUUGUAUUAUCUGGCAGAGUAAUAAUAAUAUGAAACUUGACAUUAAAGGAUUCUCCAAACAUUUAUUGUACUGCUUAACAUGCAAAAAAAUUAAGUCAUUGCUAUGGUUAAACAGUAAUAUCUUCUGGAUAUAUCUUAACAUGUAUAAAAGUUAAGAAUGUAAAUGGCAGGACAUACCUUUGAUUUUUGAGAUUGUAAAAAGGUGUUAUACAGGUGUAUAAAAUGUCAAAAGGGAUAAAGAUUGGUUAUGUAUCUGCUUUGGUGCAGUUUGUUUUUGUCUGAAUUCUGUGUUGUAUCGAUUGUGCCAACUUAACUUUGGAAGCAAUAAUUUUACAUUUUAUUUUCAGAUCUCUUUUUAAAGUCUGCAUUGUAAAUGAAACAGUGCUCAUUUAAUGUUAACAUUUCUUCUUUAUUAAAAAUUAAAAAUUUAACAUCAAUAUUUCAGUAGUUUAAAUGGUGUUUAAGGGCUUGCACAUAUUUCAUACAUUUUUGAAAUCACAAAUGCAUUCCUAGAACCAAGUAUAUUACUACAUGAAUGUUAAGUGGAGCAAAAGAAGUACAAAGUAAGUGAUAUUUAGGAAAUUAAAAAACAAUUAAGCUCAUCUUCAUAUUCCUGACUUGUAACUUAAAGUGAAAUUAACCUUGCUUUUUCUGUAUGCUUUACAAUGAAUCAGUUAAUAUUUUAUAACUUUUUGAUAAACGAAUGCUUACAUCAUUUAUCCUGUAUUUUACUUUGUACUUUAAAAGUUUAUACAAAUUAUAAAUAAUUUGUCCCACCAA